AUGAGCGGCAUUUCUGGUGAAGGUGGAGUUCCAGGUUGUGAUAACGCACGACAAACGAGAGAAGCAACAGAUAACGAUCAUGAUGUACAAGAGCGACCAUUUAUGUUUGAGAAUAAUGACGAGGAUGAAGUUGAAACAGAUAUCCCGGAGGAAUAUGUACGGAGGCCGAAGAGACAAAAGAUCACUGUGGGGGAGUCUAGUUCUGACGAGGAAAAUUCUGAGGAAUUUGAAGCUGAGCUGAAACUUGAGCUUACUCAGGCGAACGACAGGGCCAGUGAGGGAGAAGAUCUAGAGUAUGAGGAUGACGACUCGUUUGAGGUUGUUGGGGAGAACAGCGCUGCUUCUGUCGAUGGAGAGCAUGAUCAUAGCAAGCACUCCACAAGCGUUAUCCAACUGGAUGAUCGUAGUUUCAGAGCAGGCGUUGAUGCAAGAUACACGCCAGAUGCCAACUCUGAUAGUGAUGCUGAAGCAAGAUUACAACAAGUAGUCGAGAUAUCAGAUGAAGAACCGGCUGACGAACUUCAGGAAAAAAUCGUCAGACCUUCUGAGCAUAAGCGCGCAUCUGAUUACAAGUGUCCUAUUUGCUUUGACCCCCCGGAAGCAGCACUUGUCACGCCCUGUGGACAUGUAUUCUGCACCGAGUGUCUUUUCCAGAUGGUUAACAGUUCUAGAGGUUAUAGGAGAGCAGGCCAUUGUGCUCUCUGCAGAAAAGAGGUCAAGUUCAAGGAUGUUCGAAUGAUUAUCAUGAGAAAGAAGAGAGUACUGAAAAAUAGCUAA
Lachancea fermentati is the source of this 777-nucleotide messenger RNA. The record is from the annotation of a GenBank genome assembly. Lineage: Eukaryota; Fungi; Ascomycota; Saccharomycetes; Saccharomycetales; Saccharomycetaceae.